AUGUCGUUGGCCAGCACGACCGAGCAAUAUGCCUCUACUCUGCAGGAGAAGAAUGGCUCUGUUCACGUAGCGACCAAAGCCCUGUCGAGCCCUUGGCGCCCAUUGUCGCUCAUAUAUAGCAUGUGGCUGUUUACCGAGAGUGACUUCUUCACACUCGUCAUCCCCAUGUCGCUCUUUGGAAUAUCUGCCGCUCUAUCCGGGACACUCCUCUCGCCCGGUAGCGACAACACAGCCACGGACGUCCUUUCGCGCGUGCCAUAUGUUGUUCUGUCGAGCUGGAUGCAUCUGCUCGUCUUCGACCUGGCAAACCAGCGGACAGUGGAGGCGGCGGUGGAGGAUGGGCUGAACAAGCCGUGGCGACCAGUCCCGGCCGGGCGUAUGACGCCGACCCAGGCACGACGUCUACUCCUCGCCGCCUUGCCCUGCGUCGUUAUCGGCAAUCACUUGCUUGGGACCGGCGUCGAGGCACUGGUCCUCGUGAGCCUAACAUACAUGUACAACGACCUACGUGGCGGUGAAGAUCACUUUGUCAUCCGGAACGCCCUCAUCAGCGUUGCGUUUGGAGUCUACCAUCUGGGCGCCAUGCGCAUCGCCACCGGGAACAUAGAUCUCCCCAUCAUGCUCACUGAGGACGCCACGGCGUGGCUAUGUCUCAUCAGCGCCGUCAUCUUGACAACCAUGCACGUGCAGGACAUGAAGGACGUCGCUGGAGACCGAAUGCGCGGCCGACACUCGGCACCCAUCAUCCUUGGGGACUCCGUCACUCGAUGGUCCAUUGCCGUCCCGGUGGCCAUAUGGUCUUUUGUGUGCCCCGCGUAUUGGAGCGUGUCCGUCCCGUAUUAUUCUCUAUCUGUCGGACUUGGAGCUGUCGUCUGUACCAGGCUUCUCUUGAUCAGGAACACGGAAGGUGACAAGGCGACGUGGCAGAUAUGGUCAGCGUGGACAGCUGGACUGUACCUCUUGCCAGUGUUUAAGGAUCACUCUCUUUUGCUAUAG
Molecule: messenger RNA, 996 nt
Organism: Geosmithia morbida
Lineage: Eukaryota; Fungi; Ascomycota; Sordariomycetes; Hypocreales; Bionectriaceae
Product: UbiA prenyltransferase family
Exons: 2
Coding region: 1-996 (331 amino acids)
Cellular component (GO): membrane
Molecular function (GO): transferase activity, transferring alkyl or aryl (other than methyl) groups
Source: RefSeq, a predicted model, not a curated record